GAACCCUCCCAGCCUUCAUGCCGCCUUUCCUGAUAACCCUCUUUCUCCUUCACUCUUGCUUCCUCCGAGCAAAUGGCCACCUCCGUGAAGGAAUGACAUUGCUGAAGACUGAGUUUGCACUUCGCCUCUACCAGAGCGUGGCCACGUGUAGAAACGAGACGAACUUCGUCAUCUCUCCUGCUGGUGUGUCCCUCCCCCUGGAGAUCCUGCAGUUUGGAGCAGAAGGGAGCACUGGCCAGCAGCUGGCAGAUGCCCUGGGGUACACUGUCCAUGACCAAAGGGUGAAAGAUUUCUUGCAUGCUGUUUAUGCCACACUACCCACCUCCAGCCAAGGCGCCGAGAUGGAGCUGGCCUGCAGCCUUUUUGUGCAAGUGGGAACGCCGCUGUCCCCCUGCUUUGUGGAGCAGGUCUCCUGGUGGGCUAACAGCAGCCUGGAACCAGCCGACCUCAGUGAGCCCAAUAGCACCGCCAUCCAGACUAGCGAAGGGGCCUCCAGACAGACUGCAGGUGAGGGCCCCAGUGAGGGCCCUGAUGGCUGGCCGUGGGAGCAAGUCAGUGCAGCAUUUGCUCAGCUUGUGCUUGUGAGCACCAUGUCCUUCCAAGGCACUUGGCAGAAGAGAUUCUCCUCCACAGACACGCAGAUCCUGCCUUUCACCUGUGCCCAUGGCCUCGUCCUUCAGGUCCCCAUGAUGCACCAAAUGGCCGAGGUCAACUACGGUCAGUUCCAGGACACUGCAGGCCAUCAGGUGGGGGUGCUGGAGCUGCCUUACCUGGGAAGUGCAGUGAGUCUGUUCCUGGUGCUGCCCCGUGACAAAGACACCCCCAUGAGCCACAUCGAGCCACACCUCACAGCCAGCACCAUCCACCUCUGGACCACCAGCCUGAGGAGAGCCAGGAUGGAUGUGUUCCUGCCCAGGUUUAGGAUCCAAAAUCAAUUCAACUUAAAAAGCAUUUUAAAUUCUUGGGGAGUCACCGAUCUUUUUGAUCCACUCAAAGCUAACUUGAAAGGAAUUUCAGGCCAACAUGGUUUUUAUGUUUCUGAAGCAAUCCACAAGGCCAAGAUUGAAGUUUUAGAGGAAGGCACCAAGGCAUCUGGAGCCACAGCUCUGUUGUUAUUGAAAAGGUCUCGGAUUCCUAUUUUUAAAGCAGAUCGGCCAUUCAUCUAUUUCCUGAGAGAACCUAACACAGGGUUUGUCUUCAGUAUUGGGAGAGUUUCAAAUCCCCUAAACUAAAUGCAUGUUCUCCACUUUCAUCAAUGCUUUUCUUCAUAAAGUUAUAAUUUCAUUUUGCUAUACCCUUGAAAUUUAAAAAAAUGUUCUGAUAAAGUGUAAAAAGCUAAGGGUAUGUGAUUUUCAUAUUAUAAACCUAAAAAUACUUCAAUUUUUAAAUUUUAUGAGUUUAUUUUGCCUACUCUUAAUCCAAAUCUAUUUUGACCUUUUUUUUUACUGGUUACCCCCCAAACCAUGAAAAGGCACAGCAGUGAUCUAUGAAUGGUGAGUCAGGCCAUAAGAUUGCUUCCUCAGUAAGGAUAUUCUAGGCCAUGUUGAAUUGAGGGUGGAGAAUGAAUAGUGUGGUUUUCCUUAUCCUGUGAAACUCAGGGGGGAUGCAAAAUGAGCAAAGUCAUCUUAAAGGUGUUUCCUUUCCAUUUAGCUUAUAAAUAAAACAGAGUUUAAGUGUGAGAA
Molecule: messenger RNA, 1682 nt
Organism: Symphalangus syndactylus (siamang)
Lineage: Eukaryota; Metazoa; Chordata; Mammalia; Primates; Hylobatidae
Gene: SERPINE3
Product: serpin family E member 3
Biological process (GO): negative regulation of endopeptidase activity
Molecular function (GO): serine-type endopeptidase inhibitor activity
Source: RefSeq, a predicted model, not a curated record